Lodderomyces elongisporus is the source of this 1368-nucleotide messenger RNA. RefSeq lists its product as uncharacterized. Bases 1 to 1368 code for a protein of 455 amino acids. Lineage: Eukaryota; Fungi; Ascomycota; Pichiomycetes; Serinales; Debaryomycetaceae. The record is from RefSeq and is a predicted model, not a curated record. The transcript has a single exon.
AUGAUACUAGAAGAGGAAGAAUUUGAUGAUACCAUUGACUAUGAGUCGCCAGAAAAAAAAGUUACUAACGUGCUGAGGAGAACCCUUAAUGGUAAACCAGUAACUUUUUCAAAAUUUCGAGCAAACCCAGAACGCACGGAUGAACACUUGCCAUCAAAGAAUGCUGAAUUUCGUGACAACUCUGCUCGAGGGUCUAUUUAUGAUAGUCCGCGACGAGUAAAUGAUAAUCGCGGGAGCAGCGUGCUACUAUUGGAGAAAUCGCCGCCUAAUCUAAAGUUUAACAAAGCAAUGGAUUCAAGAUCAUCGUCAAAGAUGAAACCUCUGCAAAUUACCAUCGACAAACAAAACACAGAUGAAAACAUAAAUGAAAGCUUUAAUAAAAACAUCCAGGAAGCAUCUCCAAAACUAACAAAAAAUGGGAGUGCAUCAGACGAUGGACAGCUUGUAACUUAUCCCGAAGAAAGGCUGGGGACUGACUCAGCAAUACGAAAGGAUCUAAUUACACUUAAUGCAGAUGAUUCCUUAGCAAACAAAAAUCGUCGAGAUAAAGAUAAAGAAGAAGAAGAUUUAUUUUCAAAAAACAGAGAUUCGAGAUCGCCCUCGCUCCAUCGAAUAGGAGAUGGAUUGAACUCAUCUUUCGAGGACGAGUCACCAACUCGCUUAUCUGCCUCAAGAUCAAAGAGAUCUCUUCUAGAUCGAAUAGAUAGUACAAUUGAACAGCUCAAUUACAGUAAUAACAACACGAGGGAUCAAGAAGAGUUUGCCAAUCUUGAAAAAUUGCUGCCGGAGGCCGAGGCAGAGGCAGAGACCGAGACCGAGACCAGGAUCGUAACCGAGAAGGAGAAUUUCCAUAUUGAAGCAGACCCAAUAGUUGAAGCAGAAAGCCAACCUAAGCUGUUAUUGGAUGGCGAAGAAUUAGAGUGGACGCCGCAUCGUGAUCACCACAUGCAUCACCCGAAACAACCUCGACAACAACUGCGACAACAACUGUCGCAGAUACUGCUGAUUAUACAUAAUGAACUUGAUCCUAGUACAUCUAUUCAUCACGAUUCAUUGGCCAAAUCAACACCGCUUAGACUGGGACCUGAAACUACCCUCGAACGUACGCUUGCAACGGGAAAAGAUGAAGCUCAACGUGAUUUGCUUAAAGACCUGUUGUAUUGGACAACUCUGCAAUGGAUGAAGCUUGAGAAAGUUGUUCGCCUGCGGCUGAUUCAACGCGAUGAAGCAAUCAACAGCGAGCUUCUAUUGAAAGAAUUGCGUUGCAAGAAUAAAUCUGAAUUGAAGAGCCGCUACGAUUUCUUGCAACACUACUUAAAGCAUCAUACGCAAAGAUCACGAUUCAAGAAAGAGCGAAGCGCUCGAUAA